UUCGAUCUUUAAUCCUCUCUUUGCCCUUUUGUCUCCGUACACUAAAGAGAACGGCGCUCGCUCGCUCGCCAUCAGACCCUAAACGACGCCAGGGUUACCACCACGGGCGGCCCCUCUCGCAGGGGCGUCUCGUGAUCGGAUGUGCAUUAGAAGCCAUUGAUAGAAUACCAUCUUCGCUACUAGAUAUCGGCGAUAUUUGCAGGUAUUUCCUUUCGGUGGGGAUGAUCUUCGCCAUGACAGUUGUUGUUUGAGAACUAUUUGGCAUUUAAUUGUGUUGAUUAUUUGAGUGUGGUCAGAAUAACGGAAGAGUGGUUAAUAGCCCUUAAAUGACACUGAGUACCAAUGGAAACAGAACAUGUAACAACAGAUGUUAGUGGUGCAACUGAUGGAAUACCUCCAGUUCCACCUGGUUUUUCAUCUGCUCGCGUUUCUAAAGCUAUUGAUGGAAUACCUCCAGUUCCACCUGGUUUUUCAUCUGCACGUGUUUCUAAAGCUAUUGAUGGAAUUCCUCCAGUUCCACCUGGUUUUUCAUCUGUGCAUGUUUCUAAAGCUAUUGAUCGAAUGCCUCCAGUUCCACCUGGUUUUUCGUCUGCGCAUGUUUCUAAAGCUAUUGAUGGAAUACCUCCAGUUCCACCUGGUUUUUCAUCUCUUACAUCAUUUACCUUAAAGAGGGUGCAAGAUGGUGUGACGGCUUCUGCAAAUGCUUCUUGCAGAGUACAUUGCAUGAUAUCAGAUGAGAAAUCUAGAAAGAAUCUUCGAUACAGACCCUGGGUAAACUACAGUGAAUUUGAUAAUGGCUCAGGCAAAGAGUGUGACUAUGAGGCUUUUGAGCAGGAUAUUCCUUCAACCCCUUGCCUACCAAAAGGGGUUAUUCGAGGAUGUACUGAAUGUAAAACAUGUCAGAAGGUCAUAGCAAGAUGGCAUCCACAAGAUGCGUGCAAGCCUACCCUUGAUGAAGCUCCUGUAUUCUAUCCAAGUGAAGAGGAAUUUAGAGAUACCCUGGAAUAUAUUUCAAGUGUUUGCCAAAGAGCCGAAAAGUAUGGAAUUUGUCGAAUUGUUCCACCCUCUUCUUGGAGACCACAUUGCCUUCUCAAAGAGAAGAAUGUGUGGGAAAAUUUAAAAUUUACAACUCGUGUUCAGCCAGUGGACAAACUUCAAAAUCGUGAUUUGAAGAAGAUCAAUGGAAACCAUAACAUUAUGAGGACAAAAAAACAAAAACAUCAGGAAUUGAGGGAUAAUAGUUAUGAGAAUAUUACAAAAGUUAAUCGACAAAGGUACCAUAACAGUUCGGAGAGGUUUGGAUUUGAAACUGGUCCGGAUUUCACUCUGGAAUCAUUUCAAAAAUAUGCAGAUGACUUCAAGGAGCAGUACUUUCACACAAAUGCAGACUUUGAUGUAAUAUCUGGUCAACAGGAACCAUCAGUAGAGAAUAUUGAAGGUGAAUAUUGGCGGAUAGUAGAGAAGUCAACUGAGGAGAUUGAGGUACUCUACGGUGCUGAUUUGGACACAAGCGUUUUUGGCAGUGGUUUUCCCAAAGCGUCAUUCUCUUUACAAAAUUCUGAAAUUGAUGAUCAACAUAUAAAUUCUGGUUGGAACCUAAACAACCUAGCUCGGCUUCCAGGCUCUAUGCUAUGUUUUGAAAGUGGAGAGAUUCCUGGUGUUCUAGUGCCAUGGUUGUAUAUAGGAAUGUGUUUUUCCUCAUUUUGUUGGCAUGUUGAAGAUCACCACUUAUACUCAUUGAAUUACUUGCACUGGGGUUCUCCCAAAAUUUGGUAUGGGGUCCCAGGAAAAUAUGCGUCAAAGUUAGAAGAUACUAUGAAAAAGCAUCUACCAGACCAAUUCGAAGAACAACCAGACUUGCUUCACAAUCUUGUAACCCAAUUUUCACCCUCAUUGUUAAGAUUAGAAGGUGUACCUGUUUACCGGUGUGUUCAGAGGCCAGGAGAGUUUGUUCUCACUUUCCCUCGGGCUUAUCACGCUGGUUUUAAUUGUGGAUUCAAUUGUGCAGAAGCUGUAAAUGUGGCUCCUCUUGAUUGGUUACCUCAUGGGCAGAAUGCUGUGGAACUUUAUCGUGAACAGGGACGAAAAAUAUCAAUAUCCCAUGACAAGUUGUUGCUAGGAGCUGCAAGGGAAGCUGUUAGAGCCCACUGGAAUUUACUGUUCUUCAGGAAAAACCCCUCAGUUAAUGCAAGAUGGAAAAAGUUUUGCUCAUCAGAUGGCAUCCUUGCAAAGACACUUAAGGCACGCAUUGAGAUGGAAUGCAUGAGAAGAAAAUACCUUUGCUCAUCUCGGUCACAGAAAAUGGAUACUGAUUUUGAUUCUAAUAAAGAAAGAGGAUGUGUUCUGUGCCACUAUGAUUUGCAUCUUUCUGCUGCUAGUUGUCUGUGUUCACCAGAUAGGUUUGCUUGCCUGAUUCAUGCAAAAAAUUUAUGCUCGUGUGCUUGGAACACGCGGAUAUUUUUAUUCCGUUAUGAUACCAGAGAAUUGAAUGUCCUAUUGGAUGCUUUGGGAGGGAAGCCGAGUGCAGUUCAUAGAUGGGGCAGUUUUGAUCUUGGGCUAAGCUUGAGUUCAUACAUCUCAAGAGAGAAAACACAUGAACCAAAUCUUAUAGGUAUGACUGACAAAGAAGGAAGAGAGCAAAAGGAUAUUGAACCUGUUACAAAGGAGCCUAGCCUUGGGAUGGACAAAAUUUUUGAUUUGGGAAAUCCAAAUAUGACCUCAUCAUCCUUUUUGGAUCAGCAACUUUUAUCGGAAGGUCCCCGGAACACCACUUUGCUGCAAAACAAUUCUAAAUCAAUGGGUGAGGUAAAGAAAUUCAGCUCCUCACUUUCUAAGAUAUCUGGGAUAGAACUGAUUGAAUCUUCUGCUGAGAAGGUUGCUAUCUUAUUAAAUGGUAAUGAACAUAAAGGUACAAAUGGAGUGGUAUCGGAUAAAAUGACUGCAGAGUCCCCAGAAAAGAACACUGACAUGUUUUCAAGGCAGACAGAUUGUGAUGAUAAGACAACUUCCCAUGCUCACAAGGAUAAAAUUCUUUUAGUGCCCCAGACUAAUGUGUUGUUGGCAAACGAAAAAGAUCUGUUGGUUGGCCCGGAAGUUUCUUGUAAUAAGUUAAAGGUGAUACUGGUUGAUGAUGAUGAGCAGGUAGAGGAAAACUGCAGAGAGGUUCUCUCCAAUUUACAUGGUCAACAGUUGUUUGAAUUCCUUCCUGGAAAGGAAAGUGAAUGUGUGAGAUCUUCUGCCAGAGUAACUGUUGCAAAACAAAGUGCAGAUAUGUUGCCUGAAAAUGAAGCAUCUGAUUGUGGUACUGAACCUAUUCAUCUUCAAAUUAUCCAGAAUUAUGGAAGAGGAGAACCAGAACAUAAAAGAAAGAAGGUACAAUCUGAGUUCAACUCUGAGGUUAACCUUGAUAGAAGCAAUUCAUCUACUGAAAUCCAACCUUGUACACAAAAAAAUCUUGAUAUAUGUAACUAUGAGAAGAUGGGCCCUCAAAUGGAAAAGGUGGUGAAAAUAAGUAAUUGCAGUAUUGAGGUUUUGGUGUAUGGUAUUGUGCUUUCUGGAAAAUUAUGGUCCACGUGCCAGCGCAUAUUCCCAAAAGGAUAUAGAAGUCGAGUUAAAUACAUUAGCAUUUUAGAUCCAACGCAGACGUGUUACUAUAUAUCUGAAAUUUUGGAUGCUGGAUUACUUGGGCCUCUAUUUAUGGUUGUGGUUGAGCAAUGUCCAAGUGAAGUGUUUCUCCAUGUUUCUGCCACCAAAUGCUGGGAUAUGGUGAGAGAGAGGGUGAACCAGGAAAUUGAAAAGCAACAAAAGAUGGCAACGCUUAAUCUCCCUUCCUUGCAGCCUCCAGGAUCAGUUGAUGGUCUUGAAAUGUUUGGUUUAUUAUCACCAGCAGUUAUACAGGCAAUCGAGGAGCUUGAUUGCAAUCAUGUCUGCACAGAGUACUGGACGGCCACGCCGAAUGCAUCGAACCAAUCUGAUAUAGCUAUCAUGGCAACAGAUCACAGGCCUAGUGUUCGUCCUACCGAGCAACACACUCCACCGCAGCCUGCCGCCUCAAAAUUGGCUGUUAGGUGUCUCUUCAAGAAAGCCAACCCGGAGGAGCUGCAUGCUUUGCGAAGUCUAUUACCAGAUAAUGAUCUUGCAAACGCCUCUCUUCAAGAACUUGUCCAACUUAUAAAUGAUGAAAUUGCAUGUCGUCUCUCCCGAUGGAAGCAUCCAAAAUACUGAACAUGUUUGAAUUCUUGCCGUCUGUCUGUCCCGACCUCAAAUCACAUUUGUGUUUCUGUCUCGGAAAUCCAAGAUUAUUGUAUAUAUAUUACAUCGAAUUCAUUUUUGUUAGCUGUCUUUCUAUUGGAAUGUGAGAAAUACUUUACAGGA
Messenger RNA from Musa acuminata AAA Group (dessert banana), 4374 nucleotides. Its product is annotated as lysine-specific demethylase JMJ703-like. The transcript is spliced from 13 exons. The record is from RefSeq and is a predicted model, not a curated record. Gene Ontology annotation, molecular function: histone H3K4me/H3K4me2/H3K4me3 demethylase activity. Bases 343 to 4224 code for a protein of 1293 amino acids. Gene Ontology annotation, biological process: regulation of gene expression; chromatin remodeling. Gene Ontology annotation, cellular component: nucleus; chromatin. Lineage: Eukaryota; Viridiplantae; Streptophyta; Magnoliopsida; Zingiberales; Musaceae.